Cylicostephanus goldi is the source of this 428-nucleotide messenger RNA. NCBI's taxonomy places the organism in Eukaryota, Metazoa, Nematoda, Chromadorea, Rhabditida, Strongylidae. The record is from the annotation of a GenBank genome assembly.
AUGCCGUUUACUCAGGAACAAUUACAAUAUAGAAAUUGGCUGAAAAGUUUCGUUCUCGAAUACAAAGAACCAGAGCAACCACCGUCAACGAUUGUUUGUAACACGUUCUUAGCGCCGUCCGUCGAUUUGGCCAAAUGUGCUCUUCAACAAUACAUCAUGUCACUUCCGCGAAGUUCACGACCACUAGAAAUUGUCGAUCCACGAGACCUCGAGCGAAUGUCGACGACAACGUCGGAAACAUCUCAAUCGCAUGAUAAUGUGAGCGAAACGACAUGUACGUCGAGCUCAGCUUCUGACGAUGCUGGUCCGGUCGUGGAAGCGCCAAUCGAUGGAUUGUCUGCAUUGACGUUAUCGGAGAAAAGUGAAACAGAAUCGUCUGAGGUGGGUCUACAGACAGUAUUUUUUCUAUAUUCCGAAGUUGUCUGAAU